Messenger RNA from Diaporthe citri, 2736 nucleotides. RefSeq lists its product as uncharacterized. Gene Ontology annotation, cellular component: nucleolus; Noc4p-Nop14p complex; small-subunit processome. NCBI's taxonomy places the organism in Eukaryota, Fungi, Ascomycota, Sordariomycetes, Diaporthales, Diaporthaceae. The record is from RefSeq and is a predicted model, not a curated record. The coding region runs from base 1 to 2736 and encodes 911 amino acids. Gene Ontology annotation, biological process: maturation of SSU-rRNA. The transcript has a single exon.
AUGCCUGCCUCACAACUUAAGAGGCUGAAGGCCUCCCUCCGAGACCAGGGAAUUAUCGGGCCUCAGCAAUCAAAAAAGCAGAAAAAGGCAACCGCCAAGGAUGGACGAGCUCGUAAUGAGAAGCGCCUUCAGCGCGGCGCCGCCCUCGAGAACAUCCGCGAGCAGUUCAACCCGUUUCAGUUCAAGACGAAUGCCCGAGGUCCGAAGUUUGCCGUGACCACUGACAAGCCUGACCCGAAGAAAGGGGUCGUGGGACGUCCAGGGAUGGCAAAGGCUCUGGGCGAGGAGAGGAGGAAGGAGACUCUCUUGGUCGAGAUGCAGAGGCGGAACCGGAUUGGCGGAAUCUUCGACAGACGGUUUGGUGAGGGCGACCCAAGCUUGACACCCGAGGCGGCCGCCGCACAGCGAUUCGCGCUGGAGAAGCAGAAGGCGCACAAGAAAACCUCAAUGUUCGAUUUGGAAGAUGACGACGAGCCGGUUUUGACACACGGAGGAAAGUCUUUUGAGUUUGACGAGGAUGGAGAACUUAAGGACGACUUCAACGAGGAAUUUUCCGAUAGCGGCUCGGACAUGUCAGACCUAGAAGAGCACAACCGGAAGAGACUAAAGCGGUUGCGAGACCAAGUGGAGGCCAACGAAGAAGGCGAUGAGAAGGAGUCGGAGAGGAAGAAGUCCAAGAAAGAGGUAAUGGAGGAAGUUAUCGCCAAGUCAAAAUUCCACAAGUACGAGCGCCAGGCUGCGAAGGAAGACGACGAGGACCUCAGAUUGGAGCUGGACAAGGAGACGGCCGACAUCCGGUCACUUCUCAUGGGCCAGCGCAUGAAGAAGAAUGGGGAGACGCCGAUCGACGACAAUAAAGCGGCAGCUGUCACAGGGCUGGACAGGGAUGCCUUCGAAAAGGAUUACGACCUCGCUGUGAGAAAGAUGACGCAGGACAAGCGAGCAAAACCCACCAUGAGGACGAAAACGGACGAAGAAGUUGCAGAGAAAGAGGCUGAGCGGCUGCGGGAGCUUGAAGAGAAGAGGCUCAAGCGGAUGAGAGGCGAGGAAGUGAGCGACUCGGAAGAAGACGAAGAGAGCGAGGCAGACGCCGAGGACGAUAUCGAUGACAACAAGCCUGCAUUCGAAGUUAUCAGGACCGAUGGCGAGGACGUUGAUUUCGGCCUUGGAAAAGGCAUCAAAGCACGUCCAACCGCAACAGAACUUGGGUUUGACGACGAGGAUGACUUCGUGAUUGAGGACGACUUGGUUGCCAGCGGCUCGGACCUGGGCGACAUUGACGACGCUGAUUUCACUUCGAGCGAAGAUGAGGAUGCGGCCGCCCAAGAGGAUGAAGACGACGAGUUCACGAAAGGACUUCUUACGGAGAGCGAAGCAAAAGACUCCCUCUUCAACAAGGAAACGAACCUGAGCAACACGAACACAACCGAUGAUGGCUUGCCAUACACAUUUCCAUGCCCGCAAAGCCAUGCCGAAUUCCUCGAGGUUGUUAAGGACAUCCCGUUGCCUAAACAGCCAACCGUCAUUCAACGUAUCCGAGCACUAUACCACCCUAAGCUCCGGCGUGAAUACAAAGAGAAAUUGGGGAACUUCUCCAGAGCCCUGGUGCAGCAUAUCGCGUACCUGGGCACAGUCUCUGAGGAUGGUUUGUACUCCACCUUGGAGAACGUGAUUCGGCAUGUACAUUCUCUGGCCAAGAUGUUCCCAGUCGAGAUCGCGCAAGAGUUCCGCUCGCACAUCGAAGAGAUGGGACAUCAGCGACCCUUAGCACUUGAAGUUGGGGACUUGUAUAUCUUGACAGCAAUUGGUUCUAUGUUCCCCACAUCAGAUCAUUUCCACCAGGUAGCCACGCCGGCGAUGCUCUCGAUGGGGCGUUUCUUGGGCCAAAAGGUUCCGAGCAACCUGGCGGACUAUGCCACCGGCACUUAUCUGUGCACCCAGUCCUUACACUACCAGAAGCUUGCCAAGCGCUUUGUGCCAGAGGUCAUGAACUUCACACUGAACACUAUUUGCGCCCUGGCACCUGAAAAGCCCAAACGAAAGCUUGGCUUUUUCCCCGUACACGAACCAAGCCCUUCGAUACGGACCAAUGGUGCAAAGAAGACUGCGAUCCGCAAACUGGGCUGCAAUGACUGCCGAGCAUCACAGAACGAGGUCUCUCAUGAGAGAAAGGUCGCACUAUUGAGCACCAACAUAUCAUUACUGAUGGCCGCCUCCGAGACAUGGGCCGGAAAGCCUUCCUUCCUCGAGACCUUUGAACCAGCACUCAAAACACUGCAGUGUCUCACGUCCAAGCCAAACCGACCGCAUCUUCCCGACGCGCUGCUACAGGACGCUGAGAAGGUAGCUGCACACCUCUCUCGUGCCCUCAAGGUGGCGACACUGUCACGGAGACCACUGGAGCUCCACCACCACAAGCCGCUCGCCAUCAAGACAUUCAUCCCCAAGUUCGAGGACGGCUUCGACCCGGAGAAGCACUACGACCCGGACCGAGAGCGGGCGGAGAUGGCCAAGCUGCGGGCGGAGCACAAGAAGGAGCGCAAGGGGGCGAUGCGGGAGCUCCGCAAGGACGCCAACUUCCUGGCGCGCGAGAAGCUGCGCCUCAAGAAGGAGAAGGACGCGGCGUACGAGAAGAAGUACAAGAGGCUCGUGGCGGAGAUCCAGGGCGAGGAAGGCCACGCGGCGAACGAGUACGAGAGGGAGAGGCAGAAACGGAAGCAGUCGAAGAACAGGUAG